Molecule: messenger RNA, 942 nt
Organism: Rhodotorula toruloides NP11
Lineage: Eukaryota; Fungi; Basidiomycota; Microbotryomycetes; Sporidiobolales; Sporidiobolaceae
Product: phosducin-like 2
Exons: 3
Coding region: 1-942 (313 amino acids)
Source: RefSeq, a predicted model, not a curated record
AUGAGUGCCGACAAGAUGGAGCAGAUGUUCCUCGACGGGACCCACCCCGCCCUGCAGCGCGACGCCGACGCGGCAGCUACCUUGCGCGCCUCCUCCCCUCCUCGCUCUCGGUCCCCCUCCCCUACGCGACGAAGCGACGACGACGCGGACGGUCCGAGGUUUACGGCGAUCGACCCGGACCCGCCAAAGGGAGGCGAGAUGCCGUCCCGCGCGCCUGGAGGUGGAAAGAGAUGGCAGAGUCGGAAUACGGGCGUUAAGGGUGUCAGGGCGGACUACAAGGAGGCGCAACGCGCGAUGCAGAAUGGGAACGGAGCGGUCAACGGCUUAGCGGAGAAGGUCCGGACGAAGUUGGUCGUCUCGCUCGACAAGGAGGAAGAGGAGGACGACGAGCUCGCAGAGUUGCGACGGAAGAGGCUGCAGGAGUUGCAGAUGCAGGGUAGCGGCGAGCGGAGAGGGAGUGACGCUCUGGGCAACCGGAUCUUUGGGCACUUGCGGGAAGUGGGGGUCGAGGGCUAUGUGAACGCGGUCGAGGAGGAGGAUGAGGACGUCGCGGUCGUCGUGCACCUCUACGAGCGGCGCAUUCAAAUCUGCGAACUGCUGAACACACACCUCGCGCACCUCGCCCGCCUCUAUCCCUCGACCAAGUUCAUCCGCUGCGUCGCCUCCGAACUCGACUUCAUGUCAUCCGACAUCGACGCCAGCACCCUUCCUACCGUGCUGAUCUACCGCAAGGGGGACCUCGAGGCGACGUGGGUACGGUUCGAUCUCGAGUUGCCGAGUGGCGAGGUCAGGGAUGGCGACCGGGGCAGGAAGGAAAUCGAAGAGUUCCUUGCAGGCUCCGGCGUCAUCUCAGGACCGCCUCAGGCGCCUUCGCUUUACGGCGCAAACGGCUCGAUCCGCUCGUCGCGUUACAAUGACGAUGGCGACGAUGACGACGAGUAA